AUGCAAUUCUCAACCUCUUUCCUCGCUUGCUUCGUCAGCUUGGCUCUGUCAUUGUCAGUGUCAGCAGCGCCCACACCCAUUGAUUUGGCGGCGGACAUACAAGCUAGAGCUGCUCCCAACCCAAACCCAUCCCGCCGCGCUCCAGAGAUCGCACUCCCUGUAGUACACCCAGGGACAUUCGUGGAGACCGUCUCCCGUGAAGCUCUUCCAGAGCCUGAGCCCGUCGCUGAGCCACAGCCGGAGCCGUGGUGCCGAUACGGCUGCAUCUAA
Molecule: messenger RNA, 270 nt
Organism: Pleurotus ostreatus (oyster mushroom)
Lineage: Eukaryota; Fungi; Basidiomycota; Agaricomycetes; Agaricales; Pleurotaceae
Exons: 2
Coding region: 1-270 (89 amino acids)
Source: RefSeq, a predicted model, not a curated record